AAAGCUAUCAAGGAGGAGAAAAACCUCGUUUUGAUAACGUUGCUGCCGAUGAACUCAAGUUAUGGAAGGUAGACAUUUCCCUCGAAGAAGAAAACGAUAAAUUAAUCGCCGUCAAUACAAGAUAUCAAGGACGAAAUCGGCAAGCACUUUCCCUCCCAAAAACAUACAACGUCCUGUUGAAACGAAGGAGGUACAUUGCACCGCAACCUUUGAAGUCUCGACUUCGAGAUUGUUUCACUUUUCCAGACGGUACCGAGGAUGAGCACAUCGUUAUAAAUCGAGAAUGUGACAGUGAAAAGGAGAGUACGACCAUCCACUUGGUCGGCGAUGAGGAUUUGGCAAGUGUAAUUUGGACUACCGGAUUUAAGGUGGAACUCGCAAUCGUCGUGGACACAUGGCAACUUAAUCCAAAUACUCAUAUAGAAGAUUUUGAUGAGUUCUGGUAUUAUGAUCGAUUUGAUGCAAGUGAUUCUGAAUUGUUCAGUUCUGAGUUUGAGAUUUCCAAUAUUGAAUCAUCUGGUUCUGAUACUUCUAAUUCAGAAUAUGAACUCAAUAUUGCAAUGAGUUGA
Ambispora gerdemannii is the source of this 569-nucleotide messenger RNA. Lineage: Eukaryota; Fungi; Glomeromycota; Glomeromycetes; Archaeosporales; Ambisporaceae. The record is from the annotation of a GenBank genome assembly.